AUGCGAAGUCCACAAUGGAAAAAGAAUGAAUUUCGUUCUUCCUUGACGAAAAAAAUCAAACAUCAACAACUAUGUUUCAAACUUAACAACCUUGAAUCCAAUUCAACUACUACAUGCUUGGCUCACGGAACGUUAGAUUUGUACGCCAUGUUACCGCAUGAAAUUUAUGAUACCAACAGUUAUGAAGAACUAUGUAAACUGAGGCAUACCAAUGUCCUUUAUGAUGAUUGGAUCCUUUUGGAAAAAAACGGUCUUCCUAUAAUUUACUUACAUGUUAUUUUAUCCGUAGAACCAACAAAAUAUCCGGAAGAGUCAUGUUUCGAUUCUUUAAGUACUUUUCGUUAUGUAAGCGAAACCAAAGAAAUUCAUGAAAUUUAUUCACACGAUAUGUAUGAAAAAGAUGGGGAUUCCCAAAAAUGGAACUUUCGAAACUUAAAUGCUAGUGGCACUGAAGAAAGCAAUAUCCAAAAGCACCGUUUUUCCAUAUGUUGUCAAACACGCACUAUUCCGGAUGUUUCACUUUCUGCUCAAACGAAUUAUCUUCAAAUCAAACCAAUUGCAACAAAAGAUUUGUCGUUAGAUUUUAAAGCUGAAUGGGAAACUGAUAAUCGUCCUUUCAAUGACAACAUGAAUUGUCCUUCAGUCGAAAAUGUAAAACAACGAUUGUUGGAAACAUGUAAUACUAUAGAAAAUUCGCCAAAAAAAUUACUGCCUUCUACACAUGAAUCGGAAUCUAAUAUGAAAGUAAAAGAACCUCCAGAAUAUGAAUAUCCACUCAAUGAGCCCUCGAUACAGUGGCAAACAAAAAAAAUCGAUAGACUACAGAAAAGGAAUUCACGUAAUAAAGUUAUUUCAUCCAAUUUAAACAGGUUUUUAAAUGAUGGCUUUCAUCGCGCUGUGCCACACGGUAACAAAUUGGUUCAACCCCAAAUUGUUACCGAGAAUCCUGAAAAUUUACAUAAAUAUAAAGAGGACAGUUCAAAAUUAAACCCUAGUAUCAAAAAAGCAUGCGUUUCAGAUGUCGUUGAUAAUGAGACAUUAGAGAAAAAUGAGAAUUCUUCUUGUCCUCACGAAUUGAGCACUUCAGCUAACUCUUUGAACUUUUCAGCUAACAUUCAUGAUACUAUUGAGCGUUUAAUGCUAAUAUUUCCUAUUCUUUCCUUCGAAGAAGCGUCCGAGGUUGUACAACGUCAUCGAUUUUUACAAACAUCAGUUUCUAAACAAAGACAUCAAACAAUGACUCUUCAAAAUGAGUUACACUCUCUCUUAAUUUACAAGUUGAAACUCUCUCUCCCUCUGCAGAAACCGUUAAGGUAG
This is a messenger RNA of Hylaeus volcanicus, 1317 nucleotides long. RefSeq lists its product as uncharacterized. The transcript has 4 exons. The record is from RefSeq and is a predicted model, not a curated record. NCBI's taxonomy places the organism in Eukaryota, Metazoa, Arthropoda, Insecta, Hymenoptera, Colletidae. Bases 1 to 1317 code for a protein of 438 amino acids.